Schistosoma haematobium is the source of this 17520-nucleotide messenger RNA. Its product is annotated as cAMP-dependent protein kinase type II-beta regulatory subunit. The coding region runs from base 200 to 1063 and encodes 287 amino acids. Gene Ontology annotation, biological process: regulation of protein phosphorylation. Gene Ontology annotation, molecular function: cAMP-dependent protein kinase regulator activity. The transcript has 7 exons. NCBI's taxonomy places the organism in Eukaryota, Metazoa, Platyhelminthes, Trematoda, Strigeidida, Schistosomatidae. The record is from RefSeq and is a predicted model, not a curated record. Gene Ontology annotation, cellular component: cAMP-dependent protein kinase complex.
AGAAAAUAAGUCACAAAUUGUCAUUCAUUAAUAUUGUCUAAUGUAAUAUUGGAACAAAAUAAUGAUUAUCAUUAGUUCUUCUGUAUACAUUUGUGGAAAUAUAAUCGAUUGAACAUAUUUUUAUAUUAUUUCUAUACAUACUCUAAAGUAACACUUUACAAAAAAGAAACUGUUUCCUAUUUCAAUUAUUUCUUGAUUAAUGGCUUCAGUAUUAACAUCACUUGCAAAUAAAUUAGCUCGUAGACUAAGUGAUACACAAGUUCCUUCAUCAGUUCGAUUUGAUGUAGAUGGUCCUCCAAGAAAUUCUCUACUAAGGCGUCAAAGUGUGGCUGCCGAAAGUUUUGAUCCAGAAAAAGACAGUGAUGAUAAUAAUGAAGAAGAGAGACAAAUUUAUCCGAAAUCUGAUAGUCAACGAGCUAGGCUAACUAAUGCUGUCAAAGAAAUCUUACUCUUUCGAUGUCUUGAUGAAGAACAAAAGUCGAGAGUUAUCGAUGCUAUGCAAGAAAUGAAAGUUAAGGAAGGUGAUGUAGUUAUUAAACAAGGUGAUGAUGGAGACAAUUUCUAUGUAAUUGAAUCAGGCACCUAUGAUAUAUAUGUUAAACAGAAUCAGUCAACUGAAGAGAAAAUUGGUGAAAAAGUUGGAUCAUACAAUGGUCAUGGUUCAUUUGGUGAACUUGCUUUAAUGUAUAAUACAUCACGAGCUGCUUCUAUAAUAGCUACUACAGAUGGUAUACUAUGGCUUAUGGAUAGAAAUACUUUUCGACGUAUUGUUCUUAAAGCAGCCUUUCAUAAACGUCAAACAUAUGUAGAAUUGCUUGAGGAUAUUCCAUUACUUAAAGAAUUAAGUAGUUAUGAACGUACAAAUGUUGCUGAUGCUCUACAAUCUAGAGUAUAUCAAGAUGGAUCAACUAUUAUAUCUCAAGGUGAAACUGGCAAAGAAAUGUUUAUUAUUCAAUCGGGAACUGUAAGAAUAAGUGUAAAAGAGAAUUCAAAAGAAGUGGAAUUGAGUCGAGUUGGUAAAGGUGCUUAUUUCGGAGGUAUGAUACAUUAUUAUUAUUAUUAAUGACCCUAUUCAAUAUUAUAGUUUUCGGUACGGUGUGGAAUUCGCAGCAUAAAGUACUUCAACAAGUUUCCGUUUUUUAUUUCGUGAUCGAUAUUGACGAUAAAUAUUGAGUGAUCAUCAGUUAAGUGUUAUCAGUUCAAAGAUCGGCAUCUGAAUAAUGUACAAUGCUCUUCAACGCAUAUUGUCAGACACCAAAAUGUCUGUGAUUAUACUUUUUUGUAACUUGUAUAGAGAAAGGUCGUAUACUUUUGAUGGACGCUCCUGAAUAGGUUAUGCAACUACUAGAUAUAAUGAUGUGUUAAAACAAACGAAAAGAACAUAGAACUUGUUGAAAUAUUCUGAUGGAAGGAACAGGUAGCCGAAAUAUUCCAGCAGACCGCCAACCUCCGUACCGUUAUUGGAUAUAAAUAUAAACGUGCCAUAUGAAGUAGUUUCAUGUUAAAAAAAGAGAAAUCGGAUAUAGUUAUAUAAUAGUUGAUAGUUGAAUAGACGUUAGAAAUAAACAACUGACAUUCUUUGAGAUGAGAACUAUUUGUACGAAUAUAACGAUUAUUAUAGUUUAAAUGAUAAAAUUAUUUUCGUUAGAUAACGACUGAAAAUCAGCAAACGUUGGAUGGUUGUUUCGUGUUAAUAUACAACUUUCUAACAGUAUGAAUUUACAACGUCACUAAUAAUUAAGCCCAGUACCCUCGAUUUUGAAAUAAAUGUUUAGAAUAAAUGUUAAUGAGUCAGUGUCCGAUGGACGUACAUGUUUAACUUUAAUGAACUCAAUCAUUUUCUAUUGUCUGAUGUGAAUAACUAUUUUAUGCUUGAAAUGUCUGAACUUCACAAAUCACGUCUUCUUAUCAGAAUUUCUGAGAUUACCUGUCAAAGUUAGUUACUAGUUCUCAUAAUAAUGUAUGUCUUUAAAUGCAAAUACAUAUUCUCAUUCAUUGAAAUCCCUUAGAGGAUAGUUGAAAACCUACAAUUCUAGAUAGUUUUUCUUUUUCUUUUCAAUUUGAAACUCUUUAUCACUAUGUAUACAUUAUGUUUCAUGUAAUAGUAAAUGGUGUUACUGAAUAAUGUUGACAGUAAAACAUUAAUUCAUUCAUAACAGUGAUUAACCAUUGUAUAAUAUGAUGAAUUAGAUGAAAUCAAAAAUGUCAACUUCUGGAUUUUAAUUCACUAAACCGAAGAUAAUCUUACGUGAUCAUUUCAAUCUUAUAUAAGAUUGUGAAUGUUAAGAUAGCUGUCCAUUGUCUAUUAGUUCUCCAUGUGAUGUUAAUUUUUCACAAACUUCAUCUUCAGAAGAAAUAAACAAUUAUUUUUUGAAAAAAAUUUACUUACUUACUUACGCCUGUUACUCCUAAUAGAACAUAGGCCGCCAACCAGCAUUCUCCAACCCACCCUGUCCUGGGUCUUCCUUUACAGUUCUAUCCAAUUCUGGUUUAUUCUUCUCAUGUCUAUUUCAAUUUCUCAGCGUAUUGUGUUCUUCGGUCUUCCUCUUUUCCUUUGGCCUUGAGGAUUCCAUGUGAGGGCUUGUCUUGUGACGCAGUUGGGUGCUCUCCUCAGUGCGCGUCCUAUCCACGUCCAGCGCCUCUUCCUGAUUCCUUCCUCCACUGGGAUCUGGUUUGUUCUCUCCCAUAGUGUCUGGCCAACGGAUCCGAAGUAUUUUGCGUAGACAAUUGUUAAUAAACACCUGUAUCUUCUGGAUGAUGGCUCUCGUAGUUCUCCAGGUUUCUGCCCUAUACAGUAGAACUGUCUUGACAUAUGUAUGGAAAAUCCUGACCUUGGUGUUGGUCGACAAUUGUUUUGAGUUCCAGAUGUUCUUCAGCUAUAAAUAUGUUACUCUUGCUUUGCCCGAUCCAUGCCUUCACAUCCGCAUCAGAUCCACCAUGUUCACCAAUCAUGCUACCCAUUUCUAAAAAAAGUAGACAAACAUUAUUUGACAUUAUCUGUUCUAUACAAACAAAUCAGUUUUUAUCAGUUAUAAAAUAUACAACAACAAUUCAAUUCAUACAAAUAAAUACUAAAAAUAACAAUCUAGUUAGACUAGGUCAAUGGAAAAGAUAAGGCUAAUUCAAAAACAAAAAGUCGGUGUAAACAGUUAUGUAUUUCCUUUUAAUUAUGUAUAUUUAUUUAAGAUCUUUAUUAUGAAUUAUUUAUGUGUUAUGUCAAAUUUGAUUGAUUAACCUUUUAUCUAAGUAAAUAAACAUUUGGUAUAAGCAUCUAUAGAAUAGUAAGUUUUUAAGUUGAAAAUAUUUACUUAGACCUUCAUGGAAAAAUAUAACAAACUUGAUAAGUGAUUAUAUAAGCUAAUUUAACUUCAAUUCAUUUGGUAUUGUGUUGUUGUGAACCACCUCGAUAUUGCUCUGAAUCACAAGCUUUAUAAGCAAAGAUGAAUAAUAACUAACAGUGAUGGAAUCCAAGACGCGUGUUUCGUUCUAUUUUGGACUCAUCAGCUGGAUUUACCUGCUCCCUACAAUUGAUGUUCAUCCAACUGAAGAGUCUCAAAUAAGAUGAAACUCGCGUCCUAGAUUUCAUUGCUAACCACUGUCCAUCUGCGUUAAGCUAUACUUACUUAAUUACUUACGCCUGUCACCUCUCAUGGAGGAGCAUAGGCAUUCUCCAUCCAACUCUGUCCUGGUCAAUCCUUUCCAGUUCUUUCCUGUUGCUAUUCGACCUAUUCAUAUCUGCUUCCGAUUCCUGACUCAGUGUGUUCUUUGACCUUCCUUUUUUUGUUUCCCUUCAGGAUUCCAAGUUAGUGCUUACCUCAUGAUACGUGCUAAGUCAUACUAUAGUUAAAUAUUUAAAACGUAGAUAUAUAAACAAAUAAUAUUGUAUUCAAUAAAUUACUUCCAAGUUAUGUAAUUAUAUAAUCAAAUUAAUAAUCCCAAAAGUAAUCAGGUUUAAGACAAGUACAAUGUUUAAAAUGAUAGAAAUGUGAAUUUAGGAUUGUUGGUAGAAUAAAAUGACAUUAUCAGCGAGAGACUGAUGAACCUGGGUUCGAAUCUCGCGGGGGGGGCGGAAUCGUAGACGCGCACUGCCGAGGAGUCUCACAGUGGGACGAAACGUUAGUCCGGUACUUCUAGGUCUUCCACGGUGGUCUAGCUUCAAUUGACUCAUGAUCUCAACCAUUGGAAUCACUAUAAUAUCCACAAAACCCCUUCUGAUAUGAAUCACGUAAUAAUUUACUGGUUGACUUCACCCCAACACGGGACUCCUGAGCAGUGUGUAUCCACGAUUCAAACCCAGAACAUGAGGCCUCGCGCGCGAACGCUUAACUUUUACAUCACUGAGCCGACAUCCAACGGUGUUAAUGUCUAACUUCAAUGAAUCCACUAAAUUGUGCGACCGUCCACGAUUGUCUUCAGUGAGUAACUGCCUCACAGCAGACACAGUUUGAUUCCAUAGGUCAAGUCUAUUCACUAGAACUCCAAGAAAUACAUCUUGAAGCCAGGUACUAGUGAGCACAUGAUGAUUAUUUCCAGAAUGAGGGUUUUUGGAAAUUGUAGUAAUUUAGUGGUUGAAUGCAUGAGUCGAUAAUUACGCAAUAGAUGAAUCAUUCGAAAACUGUUAAAUGUUUAUUAAGACAACAUAAUUCAUUUAUGUCAGUAUGUUAGAUUUUAUUAAUUUUCAUACUGUCAUUAUCUCAGAUGACUUCCUCCAAAUAUAAAUCUGAUUUUGAAUGACCUUAAACAUGAAGACUACGAAUAUUUGCAUGUAAUUAACAUCUAGAUUUUACCACUCAUGUUGUCCAAGAAUAUAACUUAUGAAGUAAGUAAUUCACUAAAUGAAAUAACUACCAUAAAUCUUUUCUCUAUUUUCAUUAAAUUUUCAAGAAUUGGCAUUAAUUACCAAACGACCUAGAGCUGCUUCAGCUUAUGCUGUAGGUGAGACUAAAUUAGCUGGUAAGUGUCUACUGAUUCAACGUUGUGUUUUUUUAACUGUUAUCUAUAUAUAUUCUGUAAUUCAUUUAUACUGACUGUUUGUAUCUUUCCCAUGGUGCUUAAGAAUGCAGUUGAUCAGGCUCUUUUUGGCAAAUGUGUAUACUGUUCGGAUUGCAUCAAUAACACCGUUAAGCCACAAGUAAUCGAUUCAAUGAAGUAAGAUGGUGACUUGUAGUGGAAUCGAAGACGUACAUUUUGAACUAGUAUAUCCAACUGGCGAGUUCCAAAUGGGAUAGAAAGUGCGUCUUGGAUUUCAAUGCUAGUCAUCACCCAACUAUCAUUUAUAAUUGUUUAUUUUGUUACUUUAUUAAUUAUGUUCGUAUUUCAAUAAUUGAGAUUAUGUGUCGACUGAAGCUGGAUCAUUAUGUAAAACCUGGAAGCACUGGAUGGGCGUUUCGUCCUGUUGUGCAACUCCUCAGCAUAUUCAUAGUGUUGUGUAAACAACAGAAAACUGUUUUACAAAAAAUACUUAUUGAAAUACAAUCUGAUUUAAUUAUGAUUAGAUGUAACUAACAAUUGUUCUGAAAACUUUCUAGCUCAGAAAGCGAAAACUCGCCUAAAUCAUCCACUUGAGCUACAUACCUUUUCCAUAUUAGUUCAAUUUGUUAACAAGUCUUUCAGUAAAUGGAAUAUACCCAUUACGACAUUAAAUAAGAAAGAUAGGUUCAACGAUGAAUUCCCGUUUCGGCGAAUUCAUUUUCAAAGCUGUACAAUCACAAAUAGAUAUACCUAUCUUUUUUCAGGAUGAUAGUAAUUACAAUAAUAAUGAUAAUAAACUUCUGUUAGACAUGGUGACAGUGAGGUAGAAUAAACAAAGGUGUUAAAAAAAUUUUUUAAACAGGGAAACUAAUAAUCGUUUGAUUGUUAAGGGUUUAGAUUCUUCUCAAAAGAUACAUAAAUUAUGAUUGGGAAAGGAUAGCUCAGGAUGAUAAGAUAAAAUGUUGAAAUUGAGAUGAAAUGUAAUCAGGAGGAUCGUAGAAACAGAAAGAAACCAGUUGGGUGUAGAAGAUUUAAGGAGAAGAUAGAAGGGGAAGCAGAUAGCUAUAAAGGAAUAACAGUAUGAAAAAAAUUAUAAGACAUGAAGUCCAUGGUAGAAGAACAAGUUGUACCAAUCUCUUUUAUGGAUACACAAUUCUGGUUUUUCCAGAUAUAUGACUAUUGCUUUGGCAAUGCUAAAAAGAUGAGAUCUAAUUUUCUUUGGAAAUCUUCUACUUACUUUGUAGAUGACUUUGAACGCAGGGUCUGUCUUGAUUGAGUGACCUGUGUUAACAAUGUUUUUGAUUAUUGAACUUCAUAUUGAGUCGUUUCCUCUUCUUUGUGGCCACGCCGGAUAAUGUUCUUGAAUUCUUUUGGAUAAACUACGCAUCGAACGACCUAUAUACCUGGCUCCACAUGAGCACGUAAAAUGGUAAAUGCACAUUGAGUUUGAUAGAUGAGAUAAUUUAUCCUUGAGAUUAUUGGUGAACAAUGAUCGGCUGAAGAAUACUAUUCAGAACGUGGCUGAGAAGAGCGUUCUUUCUAAAGAAUCAGAAAUUCUGCUCUUUAAGACGUAUCUGUCUCUAUCCCCCUUAGAGCCGAUGUUCGUGUAUAAUGUUUUCUUUUUGACUGAAGUUAUUUGUGUUGUUGACGGUUUCGGUUUGAUGUUCUGAUCAAUUAAUAUCGAAGAAUACGCGUUUUUGAUAAGUAUCUCCCUCAAGAGGCUCAGUUCGUCGUCUAUGACUUCGGGACUACAAAUUCUUUGUAUUCGCGUGGCGAGUAAUAUUAUUAAGUUUCUCUUUCGACUAAUGGGAACCCAAUUGUGGAAACUUGUUAGUCGGACAUUCCACAUGGGUUUCCUGUAGAUAGAUCUUUUUAGAGUUUAACCUAGUUUUCUUGUCAUUUCCACAUCAAAAAUGUGAAUAUUUUGUUUGUUUCCAACUUCAAGUGUGAAAUUUAUAUCUGGGUAAUUGUUAUUAAAUGUCGUUAUAAAAUGACUCAAAUCAUAUUUGUUGUCACAAAUGAUAAAGAUAUCAUCUACAUACCUUUUAUACAAGUGGAAGUUUCCUAUAGUCGUUUUAAGGUGGUUGUUUUCUAAACUGGCCAUGAAGCAAUCUAUUAGUAAUGAACCAACACGGGAUCCCAUUGCUAUGCCAUCAUCUUGUCUAUGAAUUACGUCGCUGAAUAUAAACUGUACAUUGCAAGUGCAACGUAGUAAUAGUUCCUUCAAAUAAACUUCCGGUAUUCCGAUGCUUAUCGCAUUGUUAUUUUCACAGUUGCAGAUAAAACUUAUGGUCUUCUUGAAUGAAACAUUAGUGAAUAAUGAUUCGACAUUAGAGAUAGCAUAAUUUUGUCAUUUACAUCCACUUCUUUUAUGUGUUCAAUGAAUUAAAAAGUAUCAUGUACAGAGUGUCUACAAAUGCAUUUUCUUACGGGUUCUAGGUGGUCUGCCAGCCACUUUGCCAUAGAGUGGUGAGGGGAUCCGGACAUAUCAAUAAUUGGUCUGAGAUGUAAGCCAGGUUCGUGUAUUUAUGGCAGACCAUAUAAUCGCGGUAUAAUUGAUAUUGUUGGUUUUAUGUGCUCAAAGAUAUGUUCAUCGAUUGAUUGAUCAUUUUUUUAUUCUCUUAAGAACUCCAAUCAGUUGCUUUGCUAUUAUUUCAGUCUUGUUUUUCUCAUUGAUUGGUAUGGAGAAUUCGGUGUCAUUCGAUAAUAACUUCGUCAUUUUUUCAACAUAAAUCUUUAGGUCUAGAAGCACUAAACUCACACUUUUACCUGAACGUGUUAUAAUCAAGUCAUUAGUGUUUCUAAGCUAUUUUAACUGAUUACUAUCUUUCGAUGGAAAUUUAAGCCAUUAAAAAUUAAACGAUUAUUAGUUUCCCUGUUCAGAAACUUUUUUUUAAUAACUUUGUUUAUUCUACCUCAAUGUCACCAUGUCCAACAAAAGUUUAUUAUCAUUAUUAUUGUAAUUAUUAUUAUCCUGAGAAAAGGUAGGUAUAUAUAUUUGCGAUUGUAUAGCUUUGAAAAUGAACUCACCGAAAAGAGAACUCUUCGUUGAAUCUAUCUUUCUUAGUUAAUGUCUUAAUAGGUGUAUUCCGUUUAGUAAAGAAACAGAAAUAAACCAGUGGGAGUGUAGAAAGUUUAAGGAGAAGAUAGAAAGGGAUGCAGUUGACUAUAAAGGAAGUAGAGUAUGAAGAAAAAAAAGAACAAGGAAGAAAAAUUAUGAGACAUUAAGACCAUAGUAGAAGAAGAGGUUGUACCAAUCUCUUUUAUGGGCACAUUAAUCGGCAGUCUUUCUAUGAACUGUGUCUUUAAAGUAUCAAAUUGUUAUUUUGAAGUGGAUAAACAGACAUUUUUUCAUGGGUUUGUUCUUACGGAAAUUGUUCGCUUAUUGAAAUGUACAAAUAAAAUAAGGUAUAGAUUUUGAGAUGGUGAAGAUUUGUAGCUCAGGUGGAUGAGUUUGUUGAAGUUUUGUUCUCUGAGCUGGAUAGUUUGAUGGUGUUUUACGAAUGUGUCGUCCACAUAAAGAAUCCUAAUUUUUGGCUUAAUCACUGACAAGAUCGAGGCUUCUAGUCUCUGCAUCAUUGCUUCUGAGAUAAUUCCUGAUAUUAGUGAUCCCAUCGGUGUCCCUUGUGUUCGUUCAUAGAUUUUGUUGUUGAAUUGAAAAUAUGUUGUUAAGCAUAAAUCGAUGAAUUCUAAUAAUUUUUGACUUUGAAGCAUCGUGUACUUUGCAAAAUUUGCGUCAUUGAUUGAGAAGUAGGGACAGAAUUUCCUUUGCUAAUCUUGAUUCAACUGAGGUGAAUAAUGCUGUUACAUCGAAGGAUAUCAUCAGUUCGUUAUCGACCAAACCAUCCAGCUUAUAGCAUCUCAUGGGCAAUUGAGUUUGUUCUCAUUCAAUUCAGCUAAACACUUUUGUUAACUUAUUUAGCGGACAAAGUCAUCCUUACUAUAACAACUUAUUGUACCUUUAUUAUUGUUGUGCUUGUAUGAAAUAUGUAUGCUAGCUUUAUCAUUAGCUGCUUAACUGAUUCGAUGAUCCAUUCAUGUCCCUAUAUAUAUAAACCUACAUACUCUACUCUAUCGGUACGCUGACUCAUUCAUUUGCCUCUGCUUUGUAGCCUGAGUUAUCUGCUAAUAAAACUGUAGUCACUGGUUCCUUUUGCCUUCUGAUUUCAAACACCGUUGAGGAUUAUAUGAUAACGAUUACGAGGGUGGUUGGUCAACGAAGCACAGCCACUACAAGCUCAGAGAACAAAAAUUCCACUAAAAAGGCAUAGAUUUUCCAUAUAGUUGUAUUUUUAAAUGAUGUUUAUACUAAUUGAAGAAUAUUUUUGAAAUACUACUGUUCUUCAGAUUCAUUAAGUAAUAUUAUUCAACAUUUAGCCAAAAAAACAAAACAUAUUUCUUCUUUUAAGAAUAAGUAUACUUCAGUUUUUUUUUCAACUAGAAUAAGAACUAGAGAUCUAACUAAAUGACAUGAAAAGGUAUAUCCUACGCAUUAUACAUGUUCUCUACUUUCCGCCCAUUAACUACUCAAUGGCUAGUAAUUAUGUCUGAUUAAAAGAUAUUUCAAUUACAUACAAAUAAACAUGUCCGAAUUAUAGUAAAGAAGAUCUGGUUCAAUUAUGGAUAUACGUUUAAGAUUGAAUUCAAUCUAUAUUCAUUAGAACUUUGCAUUGAAUUAUUUCACUGACUUCAUUUACAUUCAUUCAAUCUUUCCAUUUAAGUAAUACAUUAAAUCAAACAUAAAAUACAAUUUUUUCAACUGAUAUUGAGUACAGGAUUGUUAUAAUUAAAGGUAAAAUAAGAAUGAAACUGAUUACAACAGUAUUCUUUAUUAUAAGCAAAGAUGGAUAGUGGCUAGCAGUGGAAUCCAGGACGCGCGUUUCGUCCUACUUGGGACUCGUCAGCUGGAUGUACCUGCAUCUCAGGGUUGAUGUUCACUCUAAGACUCAAACCCAGUACCGUUCGCUUCAAACGCCAUUGUGUUAUGGUUUUUUUUUCUACUAUUGAUAUUUGAGACAGAAUGAAAUCAAUGAAUCAUUCGAUAUGUUCUCUUAUGUUACAUGUUUUACUAUUUUUCUAGACAGUGGUUUUUAAUGCGAUCUAAAAAGUCCGUUUAACCUUACCUAAGAUUCAUUAGACGGAUAUAAUUAGAUACUAGUGUUGAUAAUCACACGGAGAUAUCAAACAAGUUUCUGUUAAUUUGAACGUUAAUAUGCCAUCUAAUAAAUAACUAAGCCGCGAUAAUCAUUAUCUUAUUCAAUGGAUAUGAUAAUAAUUAUUAAUAACAGAGUAUGUUUUUUGUUGUUGUGAAAACUUAAGAUAAACAUCAACAGUGGGAUCCCGCGAGCGGGAUCGUGGAUGCGCACUGCUGAGGAGUCCCACAAUAGGACAAAACGGCCGUCCAGUGCUUCCAGGUUUUCAAUUGUGGUGGUCUAACAUCAAUCGGUUCACGAUCUCAAUCAAAAACAUAAAAUAAAACAGAUUAGACUAUAACCCAACAUUAGAAAAUGUAAUGCAGUUAUUCAGUUUUUUUAAAUCAUACUACUCCCUUCUGAUAUGAAUCAACAUAUGCUCACUAGUGACUGGUUUCAAGAGGUAUAUCCUGGAAUUCUAGUGAGAAGCAGUAACCAGUGGAGUUCAACUAGGUCUGUUGUGAGUUAGUAACUCACUGAAGACAAUGAUGGAUGUGUUGCUUAAUUUCGCGAAUCAGUUGAAGUUAGACAAUAACACCGUUGGAUGCCGGCCGACCCAGUAGUCUAGUGGUUAAGUGCUCGCGCGCGAGACUGAUAGAUCCUGGGUUCAUAUCUCGCUAGGAGGGGUCAUGGAUGUGCACUGCUGAGGAGUCCCACAAUAGGACAAAACGUCCAUCCAGUGCUUCCAUGUUUUCCAUGGUUGUUUAGCUUCAAUUAACUCAUGAACUCAACUAUUUUUUCAAAAAAUACCAUUUAUAAUUUAUUGUUUUAAUUUGUAUACUGUUCUUCUUUGUUUUCUUUUUUCAAGUUUUGGAUGUUGCAAGUUUUGAACGUUUAAUGGGACCAUGUCUUAAAGUUAUGCAAAGAAAUAUUGAUACAUAUGAAAAACAAUUAACUGAAUUACUUGGAACUAAUAAUCAAUUAAAAUUAAAUGAAUUUAGAUCAAAAUAAUUUAAUUCUAUAGAAAUAAAUAAAAAAAACUUUUUCUUUCUUUCUUUUUCGUUGUUGUUGUUGUUUUUGUCGUUGCUACUAUCGUUUUCUUUUUCAGUGUUCAAUCAAAACCCAAGAUGACUAUUUUAAACAAAUGAUCUUUCUAUAUAUAUACAUACAUUUAUGAAAAAAAGUAUUCUGUUUAUAUAUUACCAGUUCAUUUUGUCAAUUUAAUGUUUACAUUUCAGAUUCUUCUUGUUUGUUUGUUUGUUUUUUUGUUUUUUCUAAGUGAAUAUAAACGUCAGUACAAUGUUUAGUUUAUUACGUAACAUCGAUAAGGUUAUUCAUAGAUAUAUUGAUGAUAGUAUCAUCAUAAUAGUAUAUAUAUGAUUUUCUACGGUGAGUUGAACGUUCAUCUUGAGUUGCCACCCCAACAACAACAAAAAAGAUACAUAUUACGUAAUACCAUUCACAUAUGAAAUCGAAAGUGAUUAUCAUUGAUUAUUGGAUAUAAAUCUUCUUUUAUGAAAAGAAGAAAACAACGAAAAAAAGAACAGCCAGAAUUCAUUUUCAUUUAAGAAUAUUUUUUAAACGCUACAAAUGUGUUAUUCUUUCUUUCUUUCUUUUUUUCUUUCUCUCUCUUUUUUUAAUCAUAACAAUCAAUAUUGUAAUAAAGUAAAGAAAACAAAAAAAAGACAAGACAAGGUGAGUUACAGUCAAAAUGUGUGAAAGAAGAAAAAGGAAAGAAAUUUGUGCAUUUCCAUUUUUCAUUCUUGUAUUAAGAAAUAAAAAAGCGAUAGAAAAGAAAACAGGUUUGCUUCUCUUAUUUGAUUUAUUAAUGUCUAGUAUUGUAGUGAUAUUUUGAUUAUCAGAGAAGGGUUUUUGUAGACAUUAUGAUCAUAUUAAUAGUUGAAUUCAUCAGUUAAUUAAAGCUAGACCGCCAUGGAAAACCUGGAAGUAUUGGACGGUCGUUUCCUUCUAGUGUGUGGCUCCUUAACAGUGCGUAUCCAUGAUCACGUCCUGCGAGAUUUUAAACCCAGGACCUAUUAGUUUCUUUAAACCAAUGAGCCGGCUGACAUCUAACGGUGUUGAUGUCUAACUUCAACUAAUCCACAAAAUUGAGCCACUGUCGCGUGAUGGGAUGGUGGGUACGCGCUGCUGAGGAGUACCAUAUUAGGAUGAAAUGGUCAUCCAGUGCUUCCAGGUUUUCCAUGAUGGUCUAGCUUCAAUUAACUCAUGAAUUCAACUAUCAAAUAAAUAAAUUUAUUUGUUCGUUUUUUUUAAAGAAAGAUAGAGAGAGUGUGUGUUUGGGAAAAGAGUUUCAAUGUUUAACAGUUUAUCACUGCUUUUUCAAUAUUUUAAUUAAAAUAAAUGUCAAAUUACUUAAUUGCUCACGCCUAAUUCUUCCCUCAUGGGGGAGCAUAGGCCGCUCACUAAGAUUCUCCAUCCAACUCUGUCCUGGAAAAUGGAAAAUGCAUUCAUAUAGAUAGUUUUAAUUAAUAAAGAAUAGGAUUAUAAGAAAAGAUGGAUAGUGGGUAGCAGUGGAAUCCAGAGAGCGCGUUCCGUCCUAUUCGUGACUGGUCAGCUGGAUGUACUUGCAUCUUGGAGUUGAUGUUCGCUCUGGGACUCGUAACCUCUACCGUUCGCUUCAAACGCCAUUACGUUAUCCACUAACCUACUGCUAGCCAGUAUUCAUUUUUGUUUAUAAUGCCUGUAAUUUAAGGUAAUAUCGGGACAAUGCGCAAAGUACGCACAUAUGCCAAUAAGAGAUUGAUCAAUUGCAGUCCUGAACAUCAAUGGAAAUAUUCAACUAAGUAAUACCAGGUGGAUCUAAAGAAAAGAGUUGUUUGAGAUUAAUAUAUGUGUUAUGUCCCGACAAGAAUAAUGAAUGGUAAUUUUGGAAUCUAUUUGUGGACCGAUACUGUACGUAUAUUAUCAUAUAAUUGUUAAUUAACUAAACUAUUCAUAUUCAUGUCUCUCUUAUCAUAAGCUUUAUUUUAACUUAUGAACUGUUACUAUACGAUUUCCAUUCUUGAAUUAUUCCCUGUCUAUUAGUUACUGCCUCCCUCAUUCACAGUCACAUCUGGCUAAUUCUUGUACAAAUGUUGUUUCAUAUUUUACCGGUACGUUGUGGUCUGUUUGAUUGGUAUAUAAACUCAAUAUGUUUGAAAUAUAGCGAUUCGUAUCGCAGAGGCUGGGUUAGGUCGAAAGCAGGACCAAUCAGGACUCAAGGCUACUCAAACGUGUUUUAUGCGUCAUUGAUCAGAUCGAUAAACCAUUGCUCCCUAAUUGGCGGUCACAAAAUAUAACAAUAUGUCAAGAAUUUAUAUCAAUUAGGGAAGUAUUAAAAUCUGUUAGAGUAGGCUGAAAUACGACAUUCUUAACCGCUUCUUAGUCUCUAGAAAUGGUCUACUCUUCAAUUAUAAAACAGAAAAUAUAUGGCGAAACUGAUGAAACAAGACAUAAUUAACAGUCUAUAUAUAAAAGAAAAGAAUAGUUAUAAGAUUAUAUAUAAUUUUCAGAUUGUAAAUGCUCCUAUGAAAUUCUUAUUUAUGUAUUUCAAAACAUAAAUAUUGAUAAUAAUGGGCACCAAAUACAUAUGCGCCAUACAAGUCGCUUGAUAUGUGUGUGGGCUGUGAUUUUGCCCGAGUGUCCAGACCAAAGCAGGUGGUUUUCAUCUGAGGCCACAUCUCGAGCCUUUGAACUAAAGGUCUAGUCCACAAGACAGUGAAGCAACUUCAGGUGAUGCAGUCACAUGUUAACCGGUGGCCGAAAAUUAGUUCAUACGCCAUUUGUUCCCUCAGGAUACUGGAGCCCAUGUUCACCAUUGGUUUGGAAUCAGGGUUUUCCAACUCCCCUGCGUGGAUUCACCGUGUCCAUUGGCCCGGUUAAAGCGCCGGACAUUCACUUUUCGUCCUCUCAUUUUCGUAAACAACACCCUCGCCACGGGAAGGCAGUGAGUAGGGCUUCCCUGUCAGUAGCUGUAUUUGUGUGGCUAUGUGAAAGCAUUUCGAGAAGAAGAGCUGACUCUCCUUACCCUCGGCCGUAUAAGGGUAUUUUGGGGCUAUAAAUCUGUACAAUUGAUAAUAUAUUCGAUAAUUGUCUAAUCAGGAUACUGAAACAGAAACUAAUAGUCUAGUAAGUUUUAAGUUAAGUAUUUUCAUUUAUAUGAAGUGGGUUAGAUAGUAGAUUUACGAAUUACUUUCUAUUUAAAUUGAUUAAUCUUGUUGAUUAGUAGACAACCCAUUUAUUAACAUAUCUCCAUUUUCAGCAUGGAGUUGUGGAGAUUAUUAAGUUUUUGAUUGAGAACAUGAAUCGAUGAAUGUUAAACCAACCGUUCACCUAAGAUAAAUGAAAACUGUGAGAAGUCAGUAACAACUGGAUACUGAACAACAGAAGAACAAAUAAAUAAAUUAGAAACAUAUGCUAAUGCUGCAUUCAACAACUCAACCCUGAACUGCUGAAUUACUAAAACUUCUGCAAACGUACACGUUUUUCGACUCACGCUCUUUUUAACCCCGCUUGUUUAUUUAAUAUGGAUUAUUUUUCAUUGUUUUUUGCUUCAAACAUACUACUUAUAUUCCAUAAAUACAUACUACUUUUAAUAAAAAUAAUAAAAGAACCAAAAUCUAUGUAUCCCUUUUCUAUUCCUUCAUCAACUAAAUUGAUAAAAGAUAGAACAAGUAAAUUGUAAGUAAUAAACAUAUUUUUCUACUACCAAAUGUCCUUAUACCUAUAAUAACACUAACCUUGACGACGAUAACAACAACAGCAACAACUCAAAAAGAAACUAAUGAUUUCCUUUUGUCUUUAAUUAAAAUCACUUGUCAAAAUGAAAUUCUCAAUGGAUCAUUAAUAACUAGGUAAAUAUAUGAAUCAUAAUAAUUCCAAACUGUCAUUGUAACAAAUGUGUUACAGGGAAUCAUGACGACAGAAAUAAGCGGAUAGAUAAAUGUUAACGUGUACACACGCACAUACAUACACAAUUGAGUAAUUAUUUAUAUAAACACACACACACAUACACACGGGUAUGUAGGUGAGUGUGUAUGUGUGUUUUGUACACAAACAAAGGUACUGACAAUCCAUGAAAUAUAGCUCGAUGAUUUUUUUUCUUUACAUUCGAAGGUAUUUUUCUAAUUUCUGUUUUGUUCCUUCCUGUUAGUGUUUAUUUAACCUAGAUUCUUAUCAUUUCUUACAGAGUUUAUCUUAAUCUUAACUUUUUUUAAUAGUAGGACACAUAUGUUCAAGGAGAAUGAUUGACAAUAACCGUUUGGACUCAAGAAAAUGAAUUUUGAGUACAGUAUAGAAUUCUUCAUACUAAUUGUGUAAUAUUACUGAUAUGUCUUCUAAUUGAACGCUAGAUUUGGUUAUUAAGCUCUUCUAAUAACCCUGGGCCAGAUCUACACAACAACUUGAAUACGAAAGUAAAAACCCGAAAUAUGGAAGAAACACUUUACUGCAAAAGUUCGUUUUUGUACGGUUUUUAUAAUAUUUUAAAUGGCCUUAGGUUCCCGGAAAAUUCUGGAACGCUACUAAACACAGUAUCAGUAUAGAUGUUCCUUGUAAAAUUCCUUUUGAAUGCUGAUUGGAUAAGAUGCUUCUCAGCGUUAUCCAAGCAUUUGCUGACUUUUUUCGAGUUUUCUGGAUCUCUCCAACAAUUACAACAAACAACUCUUUAACCCAUUUAAAUUAUAAUUAUUCAAAAGAAAUUCUAUAAAAGACUAUAUGAAAUAAGAUUCGUAACUGUGAGUUUGCAGUUCAACUAUUCUUCAACGUUCAAUCCAUGUGCAAUUUCUAGCAUUUAUCCGUUCAUUUAGUGAGUGAAUACUACAUAUAAAAACAUAAUUUUCAAUGGGGACCUCAUUUCAAGCUUUAAAUUUCCCUUUAUUAGCUUUUUUUAUCUGAUAAGUUCGAAUGUGCUACAGUGUCGUGUUCAUAGAAGUAUGUAGAUAGCUUUAGACGAUCGCAAUGAAAUUCCCAGCGAAAAUUACACUUUUAAAUAUAGCACUUACCUACUAAACAAAAGGGAAAAAUGCUCGAAAACAUUAGAUAUAUCACUUUUAUUUAAUACUGUAAAAAGUAUAAUUAUAUUCAUACAAACUGUAUUCAACGGUCAAUAUCAACCAUUCACCUUCUGUCAUUUAAGUUCACUGUCAUGGUGAAGAUUUGUAGCUCAAGUGGAUGAUUUCGAUGAGGUUUUGGUCUCUGAGUUAGAUGGUUUGAUUGUGCAGUUUUCAUCGUUCUUCUGAACGAUAUUAUCAACACAAACUUUUACCUGAAAGCUGCACGACCAAACCAUCCAGAUCAGAGAACAAAACUUCAUCAAAAACAGUUCAGUCAGUUUAGCUGCUUCAAAUACUUUUUUUUUCAUCUAUUAUACAUAUGCGGCUUGAAUACCAAUACAUUUGUCUUUCCUCUUAUCAAAGGAUAAACAGGAAGGAAGUUGUGCUGAUAACUGUACAGUACUUACAAUCUCAAUUUAUACACUCUGUAUAAAGAGCGUGUAUGUACAUACAGUUAACAUUUAUAAUUAUUAAGUUCAAACAAUUAUAAUAUAGAAAUAAUAACUGCAAUAUUUGUACAUUUGACAAAGUAGAUGAACCAAAUAUUUAACUAGGCCGCCUGAAACUAUGCCCUAUUUUCCUUGAACAGAAUCCCGAAAUGAAAUGACCUUUCAACCAUUUAAUGUGUAUAUCUUUUAUGCUGCGAAAAAACAAAAUCUCUGCAUAAUUUUGAUGUUCCGAAGGAACUUAGAAAUAACCCUAAUAGUAAUAUUUUAUGCAUGUUAUAAUACUGCAGACUAAAAUUAAAGAUCACAGAUUGUAUUCUUGUAGUGACGUCGUCUACUAUGUUAAGCCCGUAAUAACUUAUUCUAGCUUUUGGAUAGACCAGUUUAUUCAUCCUUAAGUCACAUUUUUACCCUGCCACUUAUUAACUUAUUAACCUUGACUGUUUUUAUGUAACCGUAUGUGUAUGUAUUUUUUUCUACCUUACUCAUCAAAUGUUUGUAGCUUAUUUUUGGUCUGACUAUAAAUAUCGAUUCGCGCUUGGCUAAAUUGAGUUGGCUCAUUCGCCUCCUUCAUUGCACGUCACUUUGUUUUGUUUCACGUUCACAUCAACGAUUGCACGAAAUAUACAUAUUCAAAGAUCCAUUCUCGUAUUUAAUUUCGUUAAUUCCGUUAUUCACCAAUGCGACUUAAGCCAAUGUUUAUAUAAGAGGAUAUCUAGGAUGUAUAUUUCGACAGCAAUCAUUCGACAAUGAUCAUUUGUUCUAUCUAACCAGAGUCAGAUAUUGGGCUACUAAAUUCUCUUAUACAAUUGUAGAUGUCCACUUUAUUUUUAAAUUAGUCAUAUCUUCAUCAUACCACAGAUAAACUUGAUUUAUCAGCUGAAUGCUUUUGUAUUCAAAUAAUUGUUUACACUGAUA